AUGGGCUGGUUCUGGGCAGAGACGACUUCUUCGCGACCAGUAGCCCCUCAUCCUAUCCCUUCAAGAGCGAAUGCAGAGCCACCGCCAUCAUGUCCGAUGCACAACAAGACGAAGACUGCUCUCACACCUCCGCCGUCACCGCCUUCCACCACCGACCGACCCAGCGCAUGCCCCGUAAAACACGAUGCGCCUCCGGCCAACGCAACGCCCUCAUACAUCUCGAAACUGAACCCUCUGAACUACAUGCCGAGCAACAUCUCCAACAAGCGCGAAACAGAUCUCCAGUCCGUCAACCUCCCUCUCGAGCGCGAAGCCUCGACAAUACCUCGUGGCGAUGGGCAAGGAAACUGGGAGUACCCCUCGCCGCAGCAAAUGUACAACGCUAUGCUACGGAAAGGAUACACGGAUACGCCGGCUGAGCAUGUGGAGAGCAUGGUCGCGGUACACAACUUUCUGAACGAAGGAGCGUGGGAAGAAAUCAAGGCGUGGGAAGAUCGAUUUCAGGGUGGACUUUAUAAGGGUUGGGAGAAAUGCGCAAAGGGUGAAGAAGGAUACGCACAACAAGCCACAAUAGAUGCGAUCAAGCGAAUGCGGCGACAAGGAGAAGAGGACCCGGAGCCCAAACUCUUACGCUUCGAAGGCCGACCGGGCGAUCUCACACCGAAAGCACGGAUGCUCAGUUUCAUGAGCUGGCUAUACCCAAGUCAAUUCCCUGACAACCCGCCUUUUGAUCGCCACGACUGGUUUGUGGAGCGGCAAUUGCCUAGUGGCAGGACCAAGGAGCUGAGAUAUGUGAUUGACUACUACUCGGGUCCACCGGAACCGACGGGUGAGCCUGUCUUUUACCUGGACGUCAGACCUGCGGUCGAUGGUCCUACGGCUGCAUGCGAGAGAAUGUUACGAUGGGGCGGUGAUGUCUGGUGGCGAGCAAGUGGAGGGAGUGUACGAGAAGAGCUGGCGAGGCAGAAGAAGUAA
This is a messenger RNA of Zasmidium cellare ATCC 36951, 975 nucleotides long. RefSeq lists its product as uncharacterized. Gene Ontology annotation, cellular component: mitochondrion. Gene Ontology annotation, molecular function: holocytochrome-c synthase activity. The transcript is spliced from 2 exons. Gene Ontology annotation, biological process: cytochrome c-heme linkage. The record is from RefSeq and is a predicted model, not a curated record. Bases 1 to 975 code for a protein of 324 amino acids. NCBI's taxonomy places the organism in Eukaryota, Fungi, Ascomycota, Dothideomycetes, Mycosphaerellales, Mycosphaerellaceae.